Messenger RNA from Drosophila innubila, 1645 nucleotides. RefSeq names its product serine/threonine-protein kinase S6KL (gene S6KL). Gene Ontology annotation, biological process: protein phosphorylation. The record is from RefSeq and is a predicted model, not a curated record. The transcript has 8 exons. Gene Ontology annotation, molecular function: protein serine/threonine kinase activity; ATP binding. Bases 89 to 1435 code for a protein of 448 amino acids. Lineage: Eukaryota; Metazoa; Arthropoda; Insecta; Diptera; Drosophilidae.
UAUAUAUGUAAGAUCCACCCAUCUCUAACUGUUAAAAACAGCAACAACUACGUAAGCAAAUACAAAAAAGAGAUUAGUGAAACUAUUGAUGGGCAGCGUGCAUGGAAGAUAUGAAAACAAAGGGUCACCCCAGCGACAUUCAUGUUAUGAAUUAAGGAAAACAGAUGUAACAGUCGCAUCAUCAUUGAAUGAACUGCACUUAGCACAGCCAUCAACAGCAUCGCAACAAGCGCUACAACCUGGCUGCGGCGGUUGCAGCAGAAAACUGUUCCGAAAGGCCACCGCAGCCCACCCAACAUCAAGAGCGUUUAGUAGCUGUACAAUCAGUGAUGCAUUAAUAUCAAAACAUACGCGACAGGCUUCAUACCGGUACAUGACACGAUGGCAUCGUCCUACAACAAAUUCGAUAUUUAGUUCCCAUUUUAAGGAUUCCAACCGCAACGAACAGUUUGAUGUUCAUCAUCUUGUAGCCAAAGGCGCCUUUGGAGUAGUGUUUAAAGUCUGCGAAAGGUUAAAGUCCGGCGAUAUAAACAACGUUAGUUACGCUUUGAAGGUGAUCAAAAAAUCAAAGAUUAUUGCGGAGAACAGCUUACAGCAAAUUAAAGACGAGGUGGACAUUCAAAAGCUUUGUAGUCAUCAUCCCUUCAUAGUUAAACAAAUCGAUACUUGGCAGAAUCGUCGCAAUCUUCAUAUUUUAUCCGAAUACGUGCCCAAUGGUGAACUGCUUUCAAAAAUAGUUCACUUCUCUCUUGAUUUACUACGGUUCUAUGUUGCUGAAAUUGCGAUUGCUAUCGAUUUUCUGCAUAAAGCUGGCAUCAUUUAUAGGGACGCCAAGCCGGAGAACAUUCUUCUAACUCAACAGCUGCACAUAAAGCUGACUGAUUUCGGGCUUAGCAAGUGGCUAAAGCUAGGGGCCAAUACACGUACCAUUUGUGGUACAUUAAAAUAUAUGGCGCCUGAGAUUAUAAACCACAAGCCUUACAACCAUGCAGUGGAUUGGUGGGCCUUGGGCGUCAUCGUCUGCCAAAUGUUAACACACAAGAGCCCCAACAUAAUUCAAAAUGUACAGCUCCAGCAUCAGGAAAACAGCAACCUUGGAGAAGACCUACGAAAUGCUCCGUCCGCGUUUCAGAUAAAUGGGUAUCUAGUGGAUAAGGACAGCACAUAUUUUAUGCCGAAAAAGUUUGAACUCCUAAGUUACGAAGAGCAGGACUUAAUACGCCGACUUCUGGUUCUGGAGCCGCAACAGCGAAUACGCAGUGUAAUGUCUUUGCAGCGUAUUGCACUGUAUAAAGACUACAAAAUAGAAACUAAACGGCUUAUGAACAUAUCUCCGCUUGACAUCAUUACCAGGGAUAAAAUUCGGGUACACGAGGAUAAUUCUUAUGAGCUUUUUUCUAUCGAGCUGGCCGAUAAAGCAUUCCAAGAUUUCUAGUAUUAAUUUUAUUCUGACGUUGAUAAGUUUAAACCAAUAGUGUCCAAAGAAGGCUAAAUUUUACAGUUUUCUAUUACACGUGCUUUGAAAAUAGCACUGUGUUACAAAAUAAAAUCAAAACAAGACUUCUGGGAUGGGACAUAGCGUAUGUUGUAGGUAUAGGUAAACAAAAUUUUUUGGCAUACUAGAAUUUUUUGGAUCACAUCGAAA